This is a messenger RNA of Pocillopora meandrina, 23112 nucleotides long. The record is from the annotation of a GenBank genome assembly. Lineage: Eukaryota; Metazoa; Cnidaria; Anthozoa; Scleractinia; Pocilloporidae.
AUGUGGAUUCCUCUUCUCGUGCUGGCUGUAAACUUGCUCUUUGUCUAUGGGAAGAAAGGUUUGGUUUUCCUCUCUUUUAUGUCAAAGUGCCCAUCUUCAAAACUCUCCUUACAUAUUAAUCCGAAUCCACGAGUCCAGUCCUAGUUUCAAAGGCUUGGUUACUCUUUACUUCAAUUAAACAAAAUGGCGGCUGACGAGCCAUGGUUGUGCAGUGGUUAUUGAUUAUCCAUUUUGAGAAUUAGCCUUUGUGCAAGAGAAAAAAAGAAAGCGUGAGAAUGGACUCUUUGAAUUACUUGCAAAAAGUGUCCAUGAGAUUUUUCCCAAAACCAAAAGAAUACAACUCUAUCAGAGGAAGGUACAAAUGUGUUUCUAAUAGUAUGAGCUGGGGAAUAUAUGUUACUCGUGUAGACUGUCUUUAUUGAUUUAUAGGACCUCAAAGUCUUUGUGACAAGGGGGUUCACUUUAUAUAGUGAAAUUUUAUGCUUGUGUCGUAGUAUUUGCUAAAUUUACUUAUAUUUCUUCUUCAUAACAGCAGCCCUUCCUCAUACGAAAUGCGAGCGGACUUUCGAAAAGGUUGGUUGUUUCAAGGACAAUACCAAGAGAGGGAUGAGAACUCUGCCAGAUCUCUUAGUGAACGAUAGAGAUAAAUCAAGUGAUGCCCAUGAUGGUCAUCAGAUUGAUUGGCAUGCGUGGGAAGAGUCAAUGCUCAGGUAACUCAGCUUCUUUUUUUUUUAAUGUAUUUAUUUGGUGAUGUUUGACAGGCUGGUCUAGUUCAGCUUUAAAGCUGGUUUAAAUGAGGACAAUAACAAAGCCAGACCACAAACUGAAACUGGAUCUACAUUCCCUACUCUUUGAGAGAAGAGCAAGGGUUGUUAAUAACAUUCUCUGCCAACCAGUGCAGAGAAGAUGCAGGAGACAGGGCUAUAUUUUAUAAUUCUUAUUGGAAAAGAUAAGAAUGUCUUACCACAUGUGGAUGUUAUAGCAAAGGCAGCACGUUGUCCUCAGUGAUUUUAAGACCCUGACUGUCAGUCAGGUCUGGGACUUGAACCCUUGAUCACUCACAUGGCAGCUGAGCACUCAUGAGAUAACUAAUUGAUAGGCCAACUUUUAAACCUUUAUUGCCCAACCCCUGAUUAAAACCUUUGCAGUGCUAAUGCAACUGGGAUUGGAUAAUAACAUUUUCACAUGACUAUUUUUCAGUCUUGCCUGCCGCUGUGCAAAUAAAACCCGUGAAAAUGGUUGGAAAGUAUUUGGGUUGCAGUUCUAUGGGGAGUGCUGGAGUGGAGAGAAUGGGGAGACGGCAUUUAACAAAUAUGGUGAAGCUGAUCCCAAAAAGUGCAUCCAGGAACUUGUAGAGCCAUUUCCUCCUUGUGAUAAAAGCAAGGAUAUGGAAUGCGUAGGAACUCAAAGCACUAACUACAUCUAUCGGUUGAAAGACUGUGAGUGAAUUCUCUUGUCAAAAGAGAAUAUUUUGUUGUUCUUAUAAUUUUAAAAAUGUGGGAGCCUUACAUAAUCUCAAUUUUACAUGAGCUUUCAUUUAAAUUUGGUUUCAUCUUGGCAGAUUGAACGAACUGGUUCAAUUUUGUUAACUUUGACUGGGUUCAGUCAUUUGUGGUGGAGUGUUUUUUAAAAUUUGCAAUGGCAGGCUAUAGUGAUUUAGUUUGCUUCCUUCAAGAAUUCAACUGAUUGUUCUCUCGAGUUCCGAGAGGCCUGUAUUUUAAGAAAAAGUUGGUGUAUUCUAAUAUUGUGAGGUUCUUUCUCUAAAGUAAAACCUAAAGAUGUGAAUGGUGGUUACUCAUUGUGGUCAGAGUGGACUGAAUGUACUAAAACCUGUGGAGGCGGAACACGAGCCCGUGAAAGAACCUGUACCGACCCUGCCCCUGUGGGGAAUGGAAAGGGCUGCGAUCAUCUAGGUGAACCAGAGGAGAAUCAGAAAUGCAAUGAAGAUCCGUGCCCUGAUCGUAAGUGGCCUUAAACAAAUCACUGCUCGAAUCUCGCGCUUGCUACAGCCAUGCGCAACCAACGUGCGAACAUCAUUAGUUACUAUUCUUUUACGUCAAUUUCAUUUAAACAGCCUGCAAGAAAUCACUGGACGUUGGCCUGAUAAUAGAUGCUUCGGGCAGCGUUGGAAGUGGAAACUUUGCCAAGGCUUUGAAGUUCCUCUCUGAUCUUGUCGGCCACUUGUCAGUAUCACCACAAGGAACCCAUGUCGGUGCCAUCGUUUAUAAUUCAGUAGCCAGAUUAGAAUUCAACCUGGCGAAAUCGGAAUACCACAGCCUUCCCAAGCUGCAGGAAGCCAUCAAGGGCCUGAAAUAUACUGGUGGAGGAACCAGGACAGAUCUGGCCCUGAAGAUGGCUGCUGAUCAGAUCUUUAGCGCCGCUGAUGGCGACAGGGCAGAUGCCGCAAAUGUUCUGGUGAUCCUCAGUGAUGGCAAAACAAAUAGCAGGAGUGCACCAUAUGUGGAUGUUUUGAAGCCUCUGCAGGUUAGCGACAAGGAAAUAUGCACUAAACUUUAAAAUUAUCGCCUGCUUGCAUAGAAAUAUGCUAAGGAAGAGGAAAUUAUUCACAAAGGACUAUCAGGAUGAUUCAGAACAGACAAGAUUAACAUCAACCCUUUAACCCCUAAGAGUGACUGGCGUCUAAUUUCUCCUUACAAUAUCAGUCCUGAAUUAAACAUUAAGGACACGAGAAUAAGGGAUUUGACCAACAACUAAAGAACUCUUGACUGUCAAACAAAUUCUCCUCUUCAGACCCUUAAGAACGAUCCUUCCCAGUUUAAAAACUGGGAAGGAUCGAUUGGCGAAUAUCGCCUGAUAUUCCGCAGUUUUAGCCGUCGCGUUUGGGUCACUUGAUGCGUUUAAACCAAUUGCUUUUGAGUGAAAAUGUUCAGUGGAAAAUAAAGGCUGAACUUGUUCCAUUUUUUUUUCUGUUUUAGAACAAGGGAGUCCGCACAGUUGCUGUGGGAAUUGGGAACAGCAUCGGUGACGAUGAACUGCUUAUGAUCGCUGCGGGAAACCCUGACUACGUCACACAUGUAAACGAUUUUGAUGAGCUUAAAAACAACUUGAAGCAAAUCCUCAUGGAAUCUUGUCAAGGUUAGUAACAAGCAGCGAUUUUCGACCUUCAAUAGAGACCCUGCUUCACAUGGGCAGCGAAAUGACAAAUUUACCGUAAGGGAAAUAAGUCAACUCAACUCAUGCUGUCGAAAAGAUUGUUCAUAAUCCUGACCAGGGGUACGUGAAUGUUAUACACCCCUUAGCAAAAGAAUGUCGGUACAUGUGUCAUACUUUUGUGUUUGUCAUUCAUUGACUAGAAUCUUUCAUCAGGUGCUGGUGAUGUCGAUGGGGCCUGGUCCGAGUGGUCUAGCUGGACGCAGUGCUCUAAGUCUUGUGGUGGAGGAGUAAAAGUUCGCGAGAGAUCGUGUACCAAUCCCCCACCAAAAGGCAACGGCAAGAGUUGCGCUGGAGAGUUGGAAGAGACUGGAGCGUGUUCUGAGAAUCCAUGUCCCAAACGUGAGUAGUAAUUAAGAUUUUUUUUCUCAAAGGAUGAAUUUUCUCAACCGUAGCUUUCACAAGAUACUUAUCUUUUACCUAGCAGUGAGCUUGUCACAGGGUAAAUUAUGAUUGACUUCCUUGAUUGUCCAAGUGUAUCGAGCAAUUUUCUGUCUAGAGUGUUUUUCGAAUGGAGUGUCGUAAAACCGAACCUACAGUCUUCGCCGUGGCCAAUUGGGAAAUCGGUGAAUGCAACAAAGAGGCUAUGAGGUGUUAAUUACAUAAAUGUAAAAUGUCUUAAGCGCAAGAAACCAAGUUAUAAAGCCGUGAUUGGCUCUUGUGUUGCAAUCUGAUUUGUGGCGCGAGUUUGCUAAGCCAACAACAGAGCGCAGUGAAGGAAAACGCCUUCAAUUCCUAUCCACACUUGACAUCAAAUUGAAAGUUGCCUUAACAUUAUAGACUGCCAUUUGAAAAAAUUGACGGCGGAACCAUAGUUUUAUAUGAAACUAAAUUAGUAACAUGCACCUGUGGCAGAAAAUUGAUUCAAGUAUGUUUUGAUUUUGCAAUUGAAUUUAGCUUGUACCAAGGCCUUAGACGUUGGCAUCAUCCUGGAUGGCUCAGGCAGUGUGGGUAAAAACAACUUCAAAAUAGCCAAAGAGUUCGUCCAGUCCUUGAUGUCUCACUUCUCAGUCUCCACCAAAGCAACGCACUUUGGCGUAAUUACAUAUAGUACUAAUUCCAAUUUGGAAUUUCACUUAGCAAACCCAAAAUAUCACGACGUGGUCGAACUUAAGAAACGUGUGAUGGAAAUUAGGUACCCUGGGCAGUGGACUCGCACUGAUAGGGCUUUGGAAAUGGCUGCUCAAAAGCUAUUCACUAGCGCCGGAGGAGAUCGUAACGACAAAGCAAACAUUUUGAUUGUGUUCACCGAUGGUAAAACAAACCGAGGAAGUAAGCCAUAUCCUGAAGUACUACAACCACUCCAGGUUAGUACCUUCAUGUAAGGAAAGUAAUGUGACGCUUGCUAUUACAGUUGUGUUGCACUAAGAUCAACCUUUAAGGUUGAUUGCACUUGUCUGAUGAUUGGCCGAGUUUGAUUUCGCGUUAAGUACAGCACGACUAAGGAUUCCUCCAUUCGCUCCGACGGAGGGCUAACGCUCUUUAUGGUGGCCAACUUACGUUAUUAACUCAACUGAUGAAAUAAAUUUAUUUCGGGAUUCCUCUACCACAUUUUAUGACGAAGAAAGAACUGACAGAUACAACUUCUUCCAGCACUGAUUGUAAAUAUCUUACAGUGCAAUAGCUAUUCAAAAAUCAACGAGGAAGAAGUGUGAAAUUGACAUAAUUCAUAUUCCGCUAUGAUUAACCAUGCAUCUAUUAUAUUUCGUGCAAUUUUAUUCUUCAAUUACUUGAGCAUUUACAAUAGCUAUCCGAAAACAAUGACUGUAUAGAAAGCUUCUGUUAACCCAAUAUAGAAAAUCAGAAGGGAACAAGAAAUAUUCCCUUUCAUCUUUCUUACUUAUUUAAUUUGGUAGGAAAAAGGAGUCAGAACCGUUGCAGUGGGUAUUGGUCACGGUAUCAACCGGCGAGAGUUGCGUCAGAUUGCUAUGAACGAUGAUCAGUAUGUUAUACAGGUGGAUGACUUUGAUGCCUUGAAGGAUAAACUACAGAUGAUUCUAGAUGAGUCCUGUCAAGGUAAGCUCGUACAAUUGCAGCUAAAAACGAACCUGGAAAUUGUAGCAACUAGCCGGUUUUCGUUUUGCAUUCCCCUGACUGCCGAAAGACUGAAGGUCCCACCCCUGCAUGCUGAUUAUUUGAAAAUUUAUGGACUUUAGUAUUUUUCAUUUUUUGUCUUAGGUGCACCGCCAUCUACGCCUAGCCCUCGAUGUAAAGAAGGAGAACUAGGUCUUCAGAGCGGUGACAUUCCUGACGAUGCAAUCACGGCCUCCAGCCAGUGGGAUGGAAACCAUGGUCCAAUCCGUGCGCGACUAAAUUCGGCACGUUCGGGAGCGAAGACAGGAGCUUGGUCUGCAAAAUAUAACGACUUAGGGCAAUGGAUUCAGGUAUAUGUUGUCUAUUUACCGAUGCUUGACUCUCUCUUGUCCAUGAACUGUUCCUUAGAGUAAGUUUGCACACGAGCCAAGUAGCCCAUACCACUGGAGUAUUUGCGGUUUUCUAAAUGCUUAGCAACUAGGGCGAGUGCUGUGAGGUGUCCUGACACCUUACAGUGCUAAUCUGUGUUCCUGGAUGGGCGUCAUAUUACCCAAUAAUACAGUGAUCUGGUCAGGGCUCGAACCUAGGCCCUCCUCUUCUCGAACCUGACGUUUGUUAUCGGUCCCAAAAAAAUUCUAUCUUGGUUUGACAUGUUCACAUUUGCAGUCGAGAUGAUUGAAAUCAGAUAUACAAAAAUAUCAGAAAACCAAGCACAGUGGACUGGUUUUUGAGCUUAAUGUUUUACAAAUAGCUGUGGUCGGUAAGGUUACCGGCUCCUGGAUCAUUCGAUCCAAAUUUCAGCGCCCUAACCAUUGUGCUCAUGCGUCUCCUACCGGAAAAUUAUUUACUCUUUGUUCAAUUAUAAAUUAUAUUGCUGUCUCUAUAUUUACUUCGCAGGUCGACUUUGGUAAGAUUGUCAAGAUAACACGGGUGUUUACCCAAGGUAGAAGUGAUUAUGAUCAAUGGGUGACGUCAUACUGGAUAUCCUACAGCCUCAAUAAUGGUUUCUACGAAGUCUACGGUGAAAAUGGUCCAAUUGUAAGUUUAACGUGCCGCUUAUGUGAGCCUGAACCUUUUGCUAUGGUUGUCGAAGUUAUAGCGAGAGAUUGACCCGAAAAUAUAUUUAAUAAAUGAUCCAAUCUUGUCAGGUAGCGUAGGUGUAAAGAUUUUUGCAGGAAUAUGUUCAGUGAAUCAUUUCUGGGAAUCUAAUUUCCCUCCAAAGCGUUCUAUUUUUCUUGGAGGUCUCUUGAAGUCUUGGUGAUUCCAUUAAUUGGAAAACUUUGCUCUCCCUUGAACUCGCCACUCACGUCAAAAUUCAAGAAAAGUUUUCCUUUGUUCUGGGCGGCAGCUUAGACGGCGAUUAGCAGCUUGAAGCUGCGAGGAUCUCUUAAUUUCAUCUAUUCACCGCAGUGCAAAUAUAUGAAUUUCAUAUAUCUAAAAUCAUCAUUCAUUACUUGAAUGGUUUAUUUGGACCCAACACAUUGACCAGCUCCCAGUUGGCUUGUUAGCUCAGUUGGUAGAGCGCUGCACCGGUAUCGCAGAGGUCAUGGGUUCAAAUCCCGUGCAGGCCUGAAUUUUUUUCAGGUCCUUUUUUUCAACUACUCGUUCCAGUAGUGUUCUUAGCUGCGAGGAUCUCUUAAUUUCAGCUUGAAGACCUUUCCUUUCGUUGCGCUUGGAUUUGUCGCAAUAAAAGGGAACUUUUUGUUUCAUGUGGAACCCGCUUUUUGUGAUUCUUGUGUCACUCUUAGCUUGUUUUGUCAUUUUCUCAGAUCUUUACGGGGAACUCUGACAGGAAUACAAUCAAAGAAAACAAGUUGGAAGUGCCAAUCUACACUCGUUUCUUUCGUCUUCAUCCAAAAACUUUCCAUGGACAUAUCUCCUUGAGACUUGAAUUAUUUGGCUGUCAAACAGGUUAGCUCAAAGUUAUGUUAUCUCAACUGAAAAUUUUACCCAGAGUUAUCACUGACCACAUGAAUCUACCACUAAAGAGAUCCAUCGAUGGCGAAUUGCCAUUUGUUCCGCGUUUGAUUCCCUCUACUGACCUGGCGUCGUAUCUAAGCUGCUGUUUUCCUUGCUCUGAGGUAUCUUCUGAAGGUUCACUGUUUUCCCCUCACCACAAAAAGCAAUACCCCAAAUUUAAAGUUCACGGUACUGUUGGAUGAAAAACUAUUAGUAAACGUGCUGCUGCCAAAUUUACUUCACUUCUUUUUCUAUAUUCGACCAGAUUCAGUACCCUCCAGGGUAAGAGGUAAUUAUUCCAAAUUUUAUGUUGGCAUUUUUGGAAAAAAAAAGUCUAUCCGAGGGCUGUGAGGUAGUUGGCGUUUCUAGCUUCCGAUGGCGCAACGUGGAAUUGAUAAUUGUUUCAAUUAGAGAGCUUAAUUUUCCAAAUGGAAACACAUGAUCUAAAAAUCAACAGUUAUUUGAGAUCAAAAGAUUCCCCCAUGAAAUUAUUGAAUGCCCGCCAUUUUCUUGCACAAUCAGGCUUUGUCCCUCCCAGUCCCCCACUGUGCAUGGAAGCACUCGGCAUGCAAAGCGGGCGUAUCAAACCAGAUGCCCUGCAAGCUUCUUCGCAAUACGAUGCUAACCACGGAGCAGAUAAUGGUAGGCUCCACUUCCAGAAAACUGGUUCAAGAAUCGGUGCAUGGUCUGCCAAGACAGCAGAUGGUAACCAAUAUAUUCAAGCCAAGUUUGACGUGGUUGCUAAGGUACGUCGCGUUGCUACUCAGGGACGAAUGGACGCUGACCAGUGGGUAAAGACAUACACUUUGGCCUACAGCUUCGAUGGAAAGACGUGGAAAGAUUACAAGCUCAAUAAUAUAGUUACGGUACGUUCUCAAAUCUGUGCUGUUGUUGACAUGUUUGGAAUAUGUCUGUUGCGGUGUGACGAAUCUCACAGGACAUUGUGUUACGGCUUUCUGAGUUUGAUAUUAAGUAUGAAAGAUAUGAGAGAAUGGUGACAACAACAGGUUUAAAAAAAGGCUUUGGAUCGCUAAACAAUUUUGAAAGGUCACCCAGUAUUAAUUCAGAAACUAGUUCUAAUCUUCUCGUAAUAGUAUUAAAAAUUUCUUUAUGUAUGGGUAUCCUCUUCCCUUGUUUGCGCUCCAAAACUAUUCUAGGCUAGAAACAGACUAGAAAAACAUCUUUUCGUUAUGAUAGGAAAAAAUACGGACAGAAAUUUUCAAUUGAAUGUCGAAAGAUGUCCGAGAUUACUAUUGUUUUACUUUACUUCGCUUACACAAAACGCAAACCAAUCGCGACUUGGUCAUCCGCGUCUUCCCGCGUCUUCCCGCGCUUUUUGCAGUUUGCCUAGUUUUACUUUUAAUUCUUAUUGGCUAACGAAGGAGUGAUUCAUCGUUUUGAUCGGCUGCUGAUUACUUUUCUCAACGCUCAAUUGAAAACUGCUCAAAAACGUUAAGAAUAGAAAAGAUUGACCAUUUGAAAUAAUCUUAUCACGGAAUGACGCGUCCAAUCAGUAUCAAAAAAACGAUUUGUGUUUAAAUUCCUAGGUCUUCCAAGGAAACAACGAUCGUUACACUGUAGCAGCUGAGUUUGUUGAUCCACCAAUCAUUGCUCAGUAUAUACGGAUCAAACCUAAGAGCUGGCAUGGAACCAUUUCUAUGAGAGUGGAGUUCUACGGAUGUACUGAAGGUAUGGCACUCCGCCCAUAUCCAGAAAAGACAAUUUUUCAAUUUAGUUUCGAAAGUAAUUCAGGAAUUCAGUUGUUUUGCUCCACUAUUCUUUUCAAUUGGUUCAAAAAAUUCCGCGGGCUACCUUCUCAACCAGUGAAGGCAACACUACAAGACUAAAACCAAUCACGACUUCAUGUUAUACGACAUUCAAUCGAGAAGCACUUUGGUCAGCUACCUUAUCAUAUGAAGUUUAUUGAAUUAAUAUUUUGGUGAAAGUAUUGCUCUCUAAUUUAAUUGUUUUCUGUUUAUAUUUCUGUGUAGAUGGUGACAUUUGCAGUGUGCAUAAGCCUUGCCAAAAUGGCGCCCAGUGCACAAAUGUUGUGGGUGGCUAUCAAUGUAAAUGCCCACCUGGAUUUAAAGGAAAAAACUGUGACGAAGGUAAGUUACUGUGGUUAUAAUGAAAACGAUUUUCAUAUUGAGUGUGAAGGAACUGAUAUUGCUAACUUGUUAAAGAAUGAACUCCAAUUUGCUUGUGUUACGUCCAUAGAGGGUAAGUUGUUAUGUUGUUUUUUUCUUUGAGACUGAUCGGAAUAGGGUUGAGUUUACCUCUUGUAAUUUUAUGUUUUGUCGAAACUCGUUUACGAACCUCAAUAGUGGUUUAGCUAGACGCGCUACAUAUUUAUGAUUCUUUCAGGGAUAUAGAGCGAAAAUAAUAAGUUCUGUAUAAGUUCCUUCCUUCCUUUGUCCAUCUAUCACUUCCUUCCCUCCCUAAAUUCAUUAGAAGUAACAUAAAAUAUGAAACCUAAACUUAACCUCAUGUUGGAAUGUUUUUGCAUGCUUGUUACAACACAGAUGUCGAUGAAUGCGCCAGCAAACCAUGUAAGAAUGGCGGCAAGUGCGAGAAUAAACCAGGAGGUUACAAAUGCACUUGUGUUGGUGGUUGGUUUACAGGAAAGAACUGUGAUGAAGGUAGAUAUUUCUCUAGAGGCUUUUCAGACGUGUUAGUACUGCAUAUCAUAAGAUUACGAACACGAUUUAUGGAGUUUUCAUUUUUGUAAUCACCUAAGCUCUGCUAAGUGAAUCCCUGCGAUUAUGUUCAUUUAUCUAGAGUUUCUUAAGUAUCUUGAAUAAACGUAUUGUAAUUUAAAACGGCGAUGCUAUAUUUAGAAAAGUCCUGAUUUCCGUCUACUUUUGACACAGUGAACUAAUCACUUGCCACACAUAACCAAAAGGGUCUCUUUCAAGAGCCAUCCUUAGGACUAUUUGUCUUAAAGCAGGUUAAAUUAACGCAUCUCCUUCUCUGCAUUAUAGCUCCCGCUGAGUGCAUCGUAAACGUCAAACUCAGUGAAGCAAACCGAGCUUCAGGCAACUUAAGAAAGAGCUUUCUGGAAUGCGACGUAAGAAAUCUAAAAACGAUAGGAAAAUGGCAUCAAUUUGUUGGAGAAGCUGGCACUAAGAUACCAAACUCCUGCGUUCCUACGCAACGCUGCGGAACCCAUGCCCCUGGCUGGAUGAAGGACGCGCACCCUAAGAAGGAAGAUGGAGUGGUUAAGAGGAAGAUCUGCUUCCACUGGAGCGGCAACUGUUGUCGAUGGAGUGUCGACAUCGACGUCAGGAACUGUGGAAGCCAUUACGUGUACAAGCUGGUGAAGCCGCCGGCGUGUUAUUUACGAUUUUGUGGCGAUAAAGGACAUAGUAAGUACAAAAUGAUAGCUCAUUUGAGAAACCUAGUCGGUUAAAUUUUUUUCAAGGCGAAGCAAAAUGUGCAGCAACAACACUCAAAAAAUUUGUUAAAACUUUUCUUGUGUUCUCCCAACAUACUGUGUGUGUUGUUACGCUGGUAAAAUGGAAGAAAAUGUGGUGUAUCGCUAAGUCAAUUGAUUUUUUUCAAGUGUUCAUGAAAAAGACGUCACAAUUAGGUGUCGUUUCGUGGUCAAGAUUGACUUGAUCUGUUUCCCAUGAAUACAAAGAACUACUCUAGGUGCAAGAAAAUGAACAAUCCUUUCCCUUUACUGUUUUAUUUACCCUUAGAUGUUUGUGAACCAAAGAAUCCGUGCCAAAAUGGCGGGAUUUGUAAACCUCAAGGUGAUGGCUACUAUUGCCAGUGUAAAUCCGGUUACCAAGGAAAGAACUGCGAUAAAGGUAUGCCAUGCAUGUUGUACAAAUAACCUUUCACGCUCUUUUAAUUCGUCAGAUUUCCGUAUCCAUAUUAUGAGAUUAACCAAAAAUUUUCAGGUUUCAAACUUGACAAACGAGUGUUCGGUAAGUCAAACAAACGAUCACGAGUUGGUAUCCACUUCCUCAAGAGUAACUGCGAAGGUCAUGUUAGCGUAUGAAUGCAUGUACAGUUAACAACUAAACCCACCUUUUUUCACCCACUAGAAGAAUUCUUUUUAAUAGUCUGCAUUAUAUGUAAGAUGAAAAUUGUCCUUUAUGUUUAAUUUCAUCCACACAUGAAAUUUGGUAGAAAAAUCGCGGUUGCUAAAGAUGGAAUCAUGAGUUCUGUACUCUAUCACAGUGCUGCUCAAUAUCUUAAAACUGCUCGCCAGUAAGGUUUUGUUCGAAUAAUGACUUUCUCUGCGAAACAAACGUGUCCGUGAACCAAACGUAGUACCCUGCACCGUGUGAAAGCGUUCAUCUCGAUGUUUUCUUUGCUAGAUAUCGAUGAAUGUGCUGUCAACAAUCCAUGUAAGAAUGGAGGAACGUGCACUAACACCGCUGGAAGCUACAAAUGCGCAUGCGGAGCAAAGUACACCGGAAGAAACUGCGAAACGGGUACGUGAUAUUUCGAGUGUAGAUUCUUCCUUUAUACAAAACUUCAGAUUUUAUGUUUAUCAGUGAUAAAUUACACAGUAUGUAGGUAAGUCAUGCUUUGAUAACAAAAGAUGAGAAGGCCCUAAUGAAGAACUAGCAAGGAGGCUUCAAGAUUUAGGCCUUGUUUUUAGUUUAAUUAUCUUUUCACGUAGAUGUUAACGAGUGCACAGUACACAAGCCUUGUAAAAACGGAGGUACCUGUAUAAACUCUGUUGGUGGAUACAGCUGCAAGUGCCCGAAUAACUUCAGAGGAAAACACUGCGAUGAAGGUACAUUUAUGUACUGUCUUGAUUUAGCUCAAGGAUGGUUUUGUUACCGUGUAUUACAUAUGCAAGACAAACAGUGUUAGUUACUUUAAGUAAUUCAACUUUCAAGGGAAUCGAAACCUUCGAGACUUCUGAUAGUUACUGAAAUCAUUUGGGUUCUUGUUUUCUUAUUUUCAAGAUGUUGAUGAGUGUAGCGACAUUAAACCCUGCAAGAAUGGAGCGAAAUGCGCCAAUACUGUUGGAAGUUACAAGUGCACAUGUGUGGGUGGCUGGUUCACUGGAAAACACUGCGACGAAGGUAAGAAUUUGGGAAAUCAGGCCCUAAAAAAAGAAAACUAAAUUGAUAAAUGAACACAAUAUUAAGCACGAGGACUUCGUUUCUACUGUUGUGUGCUUUUCUGCUCUUAAAUAACCAAACUUUCCGUAGAUUACCGUCGGCACCCAUUGUCUGCUUUUCACCAAAAAAGGAAAACAAAACACAUUGUAAAUGUAAAGCCUUACUAAAAGGCUCAGCGACAACGCCAUUUAUAAAGCCUGACCUGCAUCUUAACUCAAAGUUUAAGAGCAAGGUCACGGCACUUUCAGUUUGUGUGGCGUCUCUCUAUCCCUUGCCAUCCAUGUUCGUUUUCUUGAUUAAUUAGUUCCACUUUCCGAGCUAAUCAGUGUGGUAUCCUUCAAGUCUCACAGAUCGCAAUAAUGACUCGAAAUAUCGUGAUUCAGUCAAGUGAGUUAUUGCGACGUACUACAUUGUCCAAUGCUCGUUGGGUGUCUUAUGUGUCUUUAUGGCCUCGUAAGUGAUUACUCUCUGUCUCAGAUCCUUCGGAAUGUUCCAGCUACACUGAGCUUAACACCGCUGAUCGUGCCUCUGGGUCUCAUAGAGGUAGGUUGUUGAAGUGUGACAAGAACGACUUCCCAUCCCAAGCCAAGUGGUACCGCUUCACAGGUGCCGCAGGAACAAGGAUGCCUACUUCGCCUGUUGCCAUACAUCAUUGUGGAACCCAUGCGCCGGGCUGGCUGAAUGGCCAACAUCCGAAGAAGGAGGAUGGGCUUGUUUCGCGGAAGGUUUGCUUCAACUGGGGCAAUAACCUUUGUAGAUGGCACGUGUUUGUCAGUGUCCGUAACUGUGGGAACUUCCUCGUGUAUCAUUUAGGAAGGACACCUGGAUGCUCUUUCCGUUAUUGCGGAAACAACGGGCAUAGUAAGUUUUCAUCCCCUGCUGUUUGUAGAGCAGUUUUAUGGAAAUGCUUCGUGAUUGAGUGCGGUAAAACUAAACCUAAAGUUUACACAAAGGCCAAUCAGAAGAAAUGAGAACAUCUUUGAGAGCCAAUGCGAACUUAUAGUGAAUUCCACUAAAUUGCCUAAAGUGCGCGAAAACGCGGGUGUCCAGAUCGUGAUUGAUUUUAGUUUUCAUCCGAUUGGUUUAGAGAGUGAUGCGAGUUUUGUGGACCAACCACAAAGCGAAGUAAUGCAAAAACAAAACUAUUCCGGAUUACUUUCGACACUCACUUGAAAAUUGCUCUUAGUAUUGUAAAUCUAAAAUCAAUGUAACCACAAUGGCCAGUCAAAGAAAAAACAGAAAUCGCAAUAGGCAAAUGAAAUCUGGGAAAAAAAAACAAAGUGUACGAAAUUUUGCAAUUUGUCACCAAGCUGUAAUCAGGUUUUGUUGGGCAUCUUUUUGAUCUUAAGGGGUGUGAGUUUCGAGACCAGCUAUGAAAACCCUGCUCAAAGACCUUGAUUUCUAACGCGACUGUUUCGGCACUAGUCACAGUGGUGGUUUUUUUUUUUUUGAGAAAAUGACAAUAACCCUUUUGAAAUAUUUUUAGAUGUGUGUAAAGCUCGCAACCCAUGUAAGAAUGGAGCAACUUGUCAACCCAACGGUGACGGUCAGACAUGUCAGUGCCCAGCCAACUUCCAAGGAGAAUUUUGCGAUAAAGGUUAAAUUUGUCUGCUACUUAUAAAUCGGAAAACAAUUAAGGUUAUGUAAAAAGCGUAGAAUAGGUUGCUGUAAGGAUUCAAACACGAACGAAACCCAACUUCGCAAUUGACGCUCCACUAGUUGAUAGAAAAACUCGUUGUAGAGUUACAAUAAGCGGCAAAAGUAGUUUGUGCGCCUCCCCUUGGUAGGUGAUCUAAACCCCCUCCCCCCUUUCCACUCACCAUAAAAAGUAAAAGAGUAUUUUAAUUUAUGCCUAUUCAGUAACUUUAAAUUCCCUCCUCCCCCCUCAAAAAAUUAAUAGAUAAAUAAAUAAAUAAGUGACAAUUUUGUUAAUUUUGCAAUACAUCAAGGACCAUUUUGUUAACUGCAGGCAAGUUGAACGUUGAAUAGGAGGAGAGGGGGAGAUAAAGGAAAGUUAAGGAAAAUAAUUCAAAAAGUAGUGAAACGUGUCAAGACUUUUGCCACCCACUGUAGGUUCAUGUGUUAGAUGUGCAACGCAUUCUGCUGAUUUAGAUAAGUAACAUCCAAUGCCUAGAUGACCUCAUGCUGUCGUUUUGCUGCAUGGUCGGAUCUUUCCAACUCAGAUAGUUACUAAAAACGACCAUCCAAAUGAGAGAUCACGUGGGAACCAGAAAUUUACUUUCUCGCUAGCAAUUGAGAUAGAAGACUAUGACAUUUGAGGUUUCGCCCUUGAAAGACAUAACUAGAAAUGCCGACGGCUUUAUGCGCUUCUCUAAUUGGAAGAAUAGUUAGCAUGAUUAUCUUCAGAGUUACAUGGGAAAGAAAUUUCAGUGAGAAGGGAGGGGUCUAACAGGAUUUUGAAGAAACCAAGGUCAUUUUUGUCUGACAUAAAUGGUUGACCAACUUUCUUUUCAAAGAGGAGUCCCUGUUCACUCCCCGUUUAUUCAGGGUUUCUAAGAGUGAAUUGUUUGUUUCUUUUUUUUUUUUUAUUCAGAUGUGGAUGAAUGUGCUAAGAACCCAUGUAAGAACGGUGCAAAAUGUACCAAUACACACGGAGACUAUAAAUGCACGUGCAGCAGUGCUUUCACGGGAAAGAACUGUGACGUGGGUAAGGAAAUUACUGAUCUGUAAUCUUCAAGGAAAUGUUUAUUUAUCACUCAGCGGAUCCAUCGAUUUUUCACUUUUAAAAGCGUUGUUCCUUCUAUGGUGCUAGUUAUCUCUCCAUGGCCGAAAGCUUCAAAGAACGUUGUGUCAAAUUUGGAUCAUUUAUUUGUUAUACUCUACUAUUUGAUUAUAGUGUUUGUAGGGUAUUUUAAUGUUUUGUUUUGUUUUUGCUUUUUUUUUAAGUUUCACCUUCGCACGCAGCUCCAGUCUACUAAUGUUACACGACAACAGUAUCGUAUUUUUGAAUUAAAAUGGUCAUCAAAAGAUCCUGGCUAGUUGCUAUGAAUGACAGUUUUCUACGUCUACUCACGUCAUAGUACAUUUUAUUAUUUCUUAGACGUGAAUGAGUGUAAAGUGCGCAAUCCCUGCAAAAAUGGAGCCUCUUGUGUGAACUCCGUUGGUGGUUACAGCUGUCAGUGCCCUGGAAACUACAGAGGAAAACACUGUGAUGAAGGUGAAACUCUUUGAUUUUUUUUGUUUUUUUUGUUUUUUUUGUAAGAAAUAUUUGUUUGUAGCUUUCCUAUUUGGUUGAAAUUUAUGCACGAUUUAACGAACUUUCUUUCUACUCCUUAGAUGUCGAUGAGUGCAUUUCCAAGAGCCCAUGUAAGAACGGUGCAAAAUGUACCAAUACACGCGGAGACUAUAGAUGCGCGUGCAGCAUUGCUUUCACUGGAAAGAACUGUGAUGUGGGUAAGGAAAUCACUGAUCUGCGAUCUCUAUGGUAAUUUUUAUUUAAUUAUUACUCACAGGAUUCAUCGAUUCUUCACUUUGAAACACGUUGUUCCUUUUACGAUACUAGUUACCUCUCCAUAGUCGAAGGCUCUAAAUAACGUGGUGUUAAAUUUGGAUCAUUGUUUUGUUAUACUGCACUAUUCGAUUAUAGUGCUUCUAGGGUAUUUAAAUGUUUUUUUUGUGUUUUUAUUUUUUUUAAGAUACACCUUCGCACACAGCCAUAGUCUGCUAAUGUUAAACGACGCAGAUAUAGUACUUCGAAAUUUAGAUGGCCAUUAUAAGAGCGUGGCUAGUUGCUAUGAAUGACAGUCAUCUACGUCAACUUACGUCGUAGUACAUUUUUUUUUACUCAGACGUGAAUGAGUGCAAAGUGCGCAAUCCGUGCAAAAAUGGAGCCACUUGUGUGAACUCCGUUGGUAGUUACAGCUGUCAGUGCCCUGGAAACUACAAAGGAAAACACUGUGAUGAAGGUGAAAAUCUUUAUUUUUUUCUUAGAAAUAUUUGUUUGUAGCUUUCCUAUUUUGUUGUAAUUAGUGCACGAUUUAAAGAGCUUUCUUUCUACUCCACAGAUGUAGAUGAGUGCAUUUCCAAGAAACCAUGUAAAAACGGUGCAAAAUGUGAAAACACCCGCGGUGGAUACAAAUGUACUUGUGUAGGAAAGUGGUUCACAGGGAAACACUGCGACCAAGGUAGAGUUAUUGAAACGUUCACAGAUCACAUUAAUGAAGGUCAAAUGUGUGCAAAUUUACUUCCGAAGAGAAACACUUUACUUCUCUUCAAGUUAGUUAACAUACUCUCCUUCAUUUGUAAAAAAUGAUUGACGAUCCUUCUGUCUUCUGUCAGACAGGUUAGAAUGCUAGACAAACUCAGAGGGGACAUACCUUAAAUGUUUAUUUGCUGAAGCGGGUAUGGACGAUUCCUUGGGUCUUAAGUAAUCUGUCGAACAAUUCUUCUUUGCUUCAGAUCCUUCGGAAUGUUCUAGCUACACUGAGCUGAAUACUGCCGAUCGUGCCUCUGGUUUCCAAAGGGGUGGGUCGGUGAAGUGUGACAGAAACGACCUCCCUUCCCAAGCUAAGUGGUACCGCUUCACAGGUGCAGCAGGAACAAGGAUGCCAACUUCGCCUGUUGCCAUACAUCAUUGUGGAACCCAUGCACCGGGCUGGCUGAAUGGUCAACAUCCGAAGAAGGAGGAUGGGCUUGUUUCGCGAAAGGUUUGCUUCAAUUGGGGCAAUAACCUUUGUACAUGGCACGUGUUUGUCAGUGUCCGUAACUGUGGAAACUUCUUCGUGUAUCAUUUAGGAAGGACACCAGGAUGCUCUUUACGUUAUUGUGGAAACAAAGGCUAUGGUAAGUUUACAUUUCCUCUGCAUUAGAGGGCAGGUCUAUUGACUGUUGUGAGACCAAAAGCACACUUGUAAAGGUGACUUGUUAAAGAAAAGAAUGAUAUCACAACAAGCCUUGAAGGUGAAAGGAAAAACAAGAGAACUGAAUGAAGGGUGGUAAACCCGAGUUACUAAGCUGCAAUAGAUAUAAGUGAUGCGUGCUAUGGUUGGUAAGGGACGUGAGUUUUCGAGGUCAAUCACAACUGAGUGAGGUAAAGUUAAAGAAAUGCAACCCCGGUACACCUAAUGUUGUUCGAAAUUUUGCAUAGGGCGUAUUCCCAAUCAAAGGAGCACACACUUCAUCAUGGUAUAGUUAUGAGAAAUGAGCUGUAAGAAUCCCAUCUCGAUCAGUAAGGGGAUAAUUGCUAUAUAAGUUUGAUUCGUAGCGAUGUUUAUAGAGAACGUCAGUUUUUUGUGAGACUUCUCCUGUCCGUUGUCAAUUACUAUCGGCACUCUAUAAACAACUUCCAACAUGACAUUAACAAUGCGAAUUAAACGAAAUGUGGUGAUUAUAAAGACAGAUGUCUUGUCAAGAAUCCUUGUCUGAACGGAGGAACUUGUAAAAAAGUUGGAGAGGAGGACUAUCAGUGCGCAUGUCCAGCUUGGUACAAAGGACGAAACUGUGAACAAGGUAACACUUGAUGAAUUUUUUUGUAAUGUUGUAAGUGAUGUAAAACCAUUCUUCAGCGUUUGACCUGUGAAACUGUAGGACAUGUGACAGAUGUGACACACGUCCUCCAUACCGCCAGGGUCAGCAAAGACAAAAGACAUACUUACGAUAAGGACGAAUCAGCUUGGCGUUCAUAGAUCCUCCUCAGAUCUUAUUCAUAAUUCUCCCUCUGGCUACUAUAUAUUUCCUUUUUAAUUAAAUGAGAGCAUUCGGUGGUACAUUAAGAUAAUCUCUAUGCUGGACAUAGUUUUGCUGCAUAAUGUAUUACGACUUUAAUGAGAACUUACUUCUUAAUUACUGUAGGUCACUGAUUUAACUUUUGCUGUGUGACAGUCUGGAGGUGUACUUUGUGUCCUGUAUUUGAUUCUAGCUAUUUUUUAACAUAUAUAGCGAUCUGCAGACAAAGGACGGACAGCAAAGAUGGUCGCUGUUGUGUUUUCCCUUUUACAUACAAAGGCAAAACUUUCAACUCCUGCACUACCUACAAACACGACAGAUUAUGGUGUUCACUUGAUCGUGACUAUAAUGGAAAAUGGGCCAAUUGCGGUAAGAUGAGUGACUGAACAAAAGCUCUUUUGACUUAGUUAAAGUAAUCAAUAGAUCAAUCGACGCGAUCAGGUCAUCCGCUGUCCCCCCCCUCCCCCCCUUCGCCUUAUGUAUAUAUAGUACUCAUUCUGAGGGUAAUCAUUUUUCAUAAGGACAUCCCAUUUAUUUUCCAUCAAAACUGUCAAACAACAUGCAAACUUCAUGGAAUAUUUAUAUCGGGAGACCAAUUUCCUUACUCUAAAAUUAACCUGAGGGAAAUUCUUAAAGAAAUGGGGAUACCGACUCUCAGCUAAACACCGAAUUAGAAAUCAAUUACAGUUGUGAUGAUUCUCUUUUUCUGCAGUAUAUCCUUGUGACAAGAAACCAUGCCAGAACGGAGGAACCUGCAAAAACGCAGGGGUGGAUACCUACCAGUGUCAGUGUAAGAGCGGAUUCCAAGGAACCAAUUGCGAAAAAGGUAAAUGCUUGCAUGCCUAAGAUUCGCGUCAUACCUCAAGGGCACAAUUUUUAAACCAACGAGAUCCAUUUGUAAUUAAAAAAGCCUUAUUGGCGUUUCGCAAUUAUUUUGGUUAAAAGUAAUUUACAUAAUGGAGUACAAGGGGGUAAUUGACUGAUCCAUCCGGACAGUUCUCGUAAAUGAUCAUUUCUAUUGAUGCAGGUGUAAUUUUUUGCUAUGAUUUUCAGACGUUGACGAGUGUGCAACCCUUAAGCCAUGUAGAAAUGGAGCAAGUUGCCAAAACACCAGAGGAGGAUACAGUUGUGCUUGUGCUCAAAGAUUCACUGGCAAAAAUUGCGACCAGAGUACGUGGCUUUCCUAAUUUUUCGUGUGACGAAUCAGUUUUAGAUGCUGUGUCAAUUUGUUAUGUCCUUUAUUAUGAAUCUGACCUUCCUAAGGGAAGAAAACGUCCUAAGAGGCAGUGUAUAAUGAUUUCAAGUCGUAAACGUUUCCAUUCCCUGAAAACCCCUUAUCUCACUUAGUUGGGAUUGUUUGCUUGCCUUUCUAACACCACCACUUAUCAUACUUGCCCCAGUUUAUGUUCCUCCUGAAUGCAAAAAUCCAGUGGUUAUAAGUCAUGAAAGUCGUUCGAUGGAACACACUGGUGCACCCAUUAGUUGCGAUCAGCGGAACCUUCCUACGGUCGGCAAAUGGCACCGCUUCAUGGGCGCGGCGGGAAAUGCCAUGCCUACCUCCUGUGUGCCGACACACCGCUGUGGUACGCAUGCUCCUGGUUGGCUCUCGGGGGAUCACCCAUCUGAGGACCAGGGUGUUGUUACGAGAAAGGUUUGCUUCCAUUGGAGUGGCGACUGUUGUAGAUGGAGUGUAAACAUCAAAGUCAGAAGUUGCGGGGAAUAUUACGUCUACCAGUUGCCCAAAACACCUGUCUGCAAUCUCCGCUAUUGUGCGAAGAAAACAAGUGAGUUAUUGUCAUUUUUCAACAAACAUAGGCAGUUUCGAUUACUUUUUUAUAAUUUCUCACAAUAAUAUAGUUGCUUGUAAAAACACAGAAGAAUUAGCGAACAUAUUUGUAGCGUUUAAUAAGUACUUCAAGAAAUAUGUGAAUUGUUUUUUUUUCUAAGUGAAACACCGAAAAGACGAGAAAAGAAUAUAAGGUCUUUUCCUUUUUCUGUCAGCUCCUGGGGCACCCUCAUCCUGCAGACGACCGAUGGACAUCGGUGUAAUUAUGGACCGCUCUGGCUCAGUCGGAGGAAACAACUUUGAAAAGGCUAAACAGUUCGUCAUAUCUCUCGUACACAAGCUCCAAAUAUCGUCACACGGCACUCGAAUCGGAAUCAUCCCCUACCACUCUAAUGCGGAAGUGGCGGUAAAAUUCGCAGAUGUGGCAUAUCAGACGCCAGAUGCUAUGACCAGGUUGAUAAAGGGUAUCCCUUACACCCAUGGUUUGACACGAACCGACAUAGCUAUUGAACUGGCCAAUAGCCAACUGUUUAGCAACUCGGGAGGACGCCGUAUUGACAAACCUAAUGUGUUGAUUGUGAUGACCGACGGAAACACAAAUCCUGGAAGUAAAUCAUACAGCCAAGUUCUUGCUCCUUUAAAGGUAAGUUAGCCUUAAUUGUAUGCUUCAACCUGUUCAUAGAGCUGAAUUGCUUUUUAAUUCAGCAGAAUACCCGUGAAAACCGGCUGCGCUCGGUCCUUGCUGCCACGACCUCGGGCCAAUAUUUUCCAGUAUGGUUCCGGCGCUUGGUUGGCAAGGAGUUAGUACAUUAUGAUUGCUAAGAUUAGUUGACAACAGUUUCUUUGAGAGCAUUCAAAGAAAGUAUGUACCGCCAAAACAAUGACCGCUUUUAUUCGUCACACAGCAAAAGAAUGUGAGGAUGAUCGCUGUUGGUGUAGGAUCAAGUAUAAAUGAUGAUGAGUUGAAACAAAUCGCCGACGGAAAGCGGGAAAAUGUUAUUCACGUGGACAAGUUUGACGACCUUGUCAGCAAUGAGAAUAAUGUUCUGUUUGCAUCUUGCGAACCAGGUAACUGAGCAGUGACGUGGCAAUCUAUUUUUUUGUAAUGACCUCUGUGCUUCAACUGAUAAAUCCUAACAACCCACAACCACGAAAACAUCAUUUGCCCUAUUGCUUCUUAAACUCCAGCUUCUCUUAGUGUUUUGUUCAAAUAGGUUUGAGUUUUCAUGAAGUAUUCCCCCUUGCUUUUAAUCUUUUGACGUCUAAAUAACGUCUAAUAAUAAUAACUAGCGUCUAAUUUUUCUUUACGAUAUCCUAUAAUGACCCACUUUGAGGUCAUGAGAUAAGAAAUGAUCAGUAACUUAAGAAGCUCUUGGUAGUUAAACAAAUUCCCCAUGUCAGCACGUUAGGAUAUGUAUUGAGAACAGUUUGCAAAAUUUUCAUACUGAUGUGAGGGUACAAAGGUUUAAUGUUAGUUGAGAACUGAAUAAUCACGCACUUUGAAGGUUUUUACAGGAUUGCACCCGGGGGUAGACAGAGAAGUAAACGCUUUUGACUGUUCAACAGUUUUGAUGGUAAUUAAAUUGUUUGUAUAUGAAUGUAUAUUUUACUUGUGUCAGACUCUCCAGGUCCAGGUUGUCAUCAUGCCAUGGACGUGGGUAUCAUUAUGGAUCGAUCCGGUUCAGUUGGGUCUGCUGACUUCCUUAAAUCGAAAAGCUUCGUUAAAACUCUGGUACACCGUUUCCAAAUCUCUUUCCAUGGAACACGUGUCGGAAUUAUAGCUUACCAGUCGAAUUCGCACUUGGCUGUGAAGUUUAGCGAUGCUAAUUCUCAGAAUCCAGCUGCCAUGACAACCAUUAUCGACAACAUCGCCUACACCGGCGGGGGUACAAGGACCGACAUUGCACUUGAGAUGGCCAAUACAGGACUGUUCAGUUCAGCGGGUGGAGACCGAACAGAUAAACCUAACGUGCUUGUAGUAAUUACUGACGGAAAAACCAAUUCUGGUAGCAAGGCUUAUCAGACCGUUUUAGCACCGCUUAUUGUAAGUGUAGUUAGGGUGUAUGUUGUCAUUGUGUGAGUGUACGCAUAUCGAUUGAGUGUUGCAAGGCUAAGAAAAAAAAUUACUCAAGAUGAUCGAUUGCGGAAAACACAAUUUAACAACGAGCCAGUUUGCUUGUUUUUUGCUCUGCAUCCCAGUUACUGAAGCACGAGAAAACGUGGAUGACCAAUUUACGAUCAGUUUUGGUGUCGCAUUUGAUUGGUUGAGUGUAGCGCGAGUGAUUAUAGGUGACGCAAAGCGACGAAGGGCAAAACUAAAUGGCUCAAACGCACACCUUUUUUUUUUUUCAGUUUAUCGUUACCUGUUCUUCAAAAAUCAACAGUUGAUUUUAAACUCGUCUUACUUUCAUCAGGCGUGCAACGAUAAGCAUGAAAAAAUACAAAUUACCUCUUCAUAGUGCUGCAGUUAUAAAGAAUUUUUAUAAAUUUUCUUGGAAAGGAGAGAAAAUUGUAUAACGCUUAUGCAAAAACGAAAUUCUUACCAAAUUGUGUGUUUAUUUACGUCAUAGGAUAGUAAGGUAAAAAUGAUUGCCGUUGGAGUUGGCUCCGGCAUCGACUACAGUGAACUCAAUGAGAUUGCUAAUGGAAAAACGGCGAAUGUUAUCCAUGUUGACAAGUUCGAGGAUCUCUUUGUACGACUGAACAACGUACUUCGAGCUUCAUGUCAAGCUGACUAAGAAGUAAGUUUAUGUUCAUGUUCGUCUAGAAUAAGUUUCUCCUCGUGGCCAUAUUUUUCUUGAAACUUGGAUGUGACAUUUCACAUAAGAAAAGAACGGAAUUUCAUACCGGUAGAGUAAAUAAUGACAGGAAUACUUACAGAAAUAUGGUUAAGUUCAUUGAUUGAUUUCUUAGCUGAUAUAUUUAUCUAAAUUUAGGGGGACGUCUGACAGUCAGUACCCGCUAAUAAUCCUUUAUAUUUUAUCAAAUUAAACAGGAUUCGUUAGAACAAUACAUUACCCAGUAAUUGCCCCCUUUUCUUCGCAUACUAUUAAUAAUGAAAACAGAAACAUGUGACAGGGAAAAGUUAGGUCAUAAUUUGUCCAAAAAAACUGUGUCUCGCCUGAGUCUAAAUACUCCUACACCCCCACUCACUUUGUCAUUGUAAAUGUAAAGACGCUAAAAACACCCUAAAUAAUCAAAAAUAAGCAACCUAAGAUGGAUUUUAAAUAAUUUUUUUGUAUUCUUUAAUUUAGUUAGUUUGAUACUCUCUCUCUCUCUUUGUUUACAGAUUACCACCACUAGAUAGUUUAAUCACUCAACAAAAGAAUGAAGACACAACGCAAUGGAUAAUAUUCAUGUCAAAAAGCUUCAAUAAAUGUUCUUCAGGCA